CGCUCUCUGUCGCUCUAGUGUGCUAUGCAAGCGCCCAGACCAGGCAAGUGACAGGGAGCGCACUUCUUUGGAAGGAGUUCCCUCCCCGGCUCUUCCUGAACAGAGAGGUGACAGUGAUGUUUGUCCACACGGAUCCCCCCAGCAGCACCUGAGGGCCUCCAGACCCUCUUGCCCGCCCUCCCCCACAUUUGCUCCUGACAAUCCGCCCCUGCUCACAUGCAAAUGCAAAGCAGAAGCCCAAGCUGGCUGCUGCUGUUGCUGCUGCUGUUGCUGCUGCUGCUGCUAUGGAUGGGAUGAGACACUUCCAGGCUCCAGGCAGGCAUCUCUCAGUGGCUGAGCCUCGCCUCCUUCGUGAAGCACCAGAGGUCGCUCUGGUUGGCUUAAAGCUACUUUUUGCAUCUUGGGCAGCUCAGUCAGAUCUUCUCUUCUGGAGUUUGUGGAAAGGAUUUUGCAUGUGGUAGGGAGGGAGGGGUGCUGCUGGAGGAACUGGUGGUUGGGAAAUCUCUCUCACACUCUCUUCCCCUCCGGUUUUCUGUUGAUGACCAUAUGAUCUGGCACAAGGAGCCUGGAGCUGCUUUGCGGUCACCAGCUGAGUUCUCAAGUGGGGAAGAGAAAGGAAGGCAAUUCUAUAUCCAUACACACACACACUUACAUAUUCACACAUACACAUAUGCACACACAUACACACUUUUCCUUUCCAGCCAUCUCCAUCUCUACUACAUCUCCUGCUGCUGCUACUGCCGCUGUUGCUACUGCUGCCGCUGGUGCUGCUGCUCACAGGGAAGCAUGAGCCAGCCAAAGUGUCUACUAUAAAGCGAAGUAUCUCGUGGAGGGAGACAGACACCGAGCUCAGCAGAACUGGGCCACUUAGGACAGAGUUUGCUUCGUGAGUCAACAAGUGCUUCCUUCCCAGGGACAAGGAGCCACAGUGGAGCAUCACGCCAAGGGCGCUCAAGGCGGUGGGACCUCCGUCCGGGUGAUCGUUGGCUCCAGAGAAACUUCCACCAUUACCUCCAAAAGCGAAGACGAUUUCUUAACCCUGGCCGCCUCCAGGCUGAGCCGGAAAAAAAGAGUCAUUGGGGCUGCCAUUGGGGUGGCCAUGGUGCUGGUUCUCCUGGUGGCCAUCCCGUUGCUGGUGCACAGCUCCAAAACCACCUCUCACUAUGAGAUGUUGGGAAGCUGCCGUAUGGUUUGUGAUCCCUAUACGCCACAAACCCAUGGGGCAGCUUCGGCAGAGUCCAGCCAGGAGUUGGCCGUCAUCUCCCCACCUCCUUAUGUGUCUGGAGGGAGGGGAGACCCAGGGAGGAAGGGCAAGUCUGGAAUCCGUGGUCCACCUGGCCCUCCAGGGCCACCUGGGCCCAAAGGGCCAGCUGGAGAGCCAGGGAGGCCAGGUCCUCCAGGCCCACCUGGUCCAGGGCCUGGGGGUUACAUUCCAACCUUCUAUAGCCCUAAGAUCGCUUUCUACGCGGGACUCCGGAAACCACAUGAAGGCUAUGAGAUCCUCCGCUUCGACGACGUGGUGACCAAUGUGGGGAACUACUACGAACCCUCCAGUGGCAAGUUCACCUGCCCUCUACCUGGCAUCUACUUCUUCACCUACCAUGUGCUCAUGCGUGGGGGUGAUGGCACCAGCAUGUGGGCAGACCUGAUGAAGAAUGGGCAGGUCCGCGCCAGCGCCAUUGCACAGGAUGCUGACCAGAACUAUGACUACGCCAGCAACAGUGUGAUCCUCCACCUGGAUGUUGGUGAUGAAGUCUUCAUCAAGCUGGAUGGAGGGAAGGUGCAUGGAGGCAAUACCAACAAGUACAGCACCUUCUCAGGGUUCAUUAUCUACCCAGAUUGAGCCCCCUUCUACCUAGCUCCUUAUUUCUGCCCCAAUUCCCAUUCUGCCUACCCAAAACACCCUUCCCUUCUAGGUCAGCUCUUAUUCUCCUUGGCUUUACCGCCUCCCUGGAUUGUUGGGGGGUCCCUUCUGCAAGUUCCAGUCUCUAGAGGAUGGAACUGAGGAAAAACUCUGGGGAGGUGGCAAUUCAGAUCCCCUCCCCACAUUCUUGGGUUAAUAGCAAUGCUAGGAGGGUGGGUGGAUUAAGGGUUUUAUGGUGCAUGGGGAAACGGGGAGGGGGUGGACACAGGGUAAUCUAAUAUCAUCGUGGGUGGGACCCUGGUCAGUAGAAGCAAUGGCCUCAAGCAGAGGCAGAAUCUAGAUUUGGGAUACGCCUCCUUUGAAGGGAAGGGCAAUGAAUGCAGUAUGGAGCCCAAGCACACUGCAAACUGGGUAUGGAAUUCCAUUUCUAUGUUAUCCCCUUUCCUAAGUAUCUCUAACAGGCCAGGAUCUGAAGAGGGACAGUUCCAUUAGUCCAACCAACCAACCAACCAACCAACCAACCAACCAACCCUUCUGUCAACAUUUUCAUGAAAUAAGUCAUUUAUUACAUGUCAUGCAUUACAUUUUCUUCCAGCAAGUUCGAGGUGGCUUAUGCGACCUUUCCCUACAGCUUCAUUUUAUCCUCACAACAACCCUGCGAGGUAGUUUGUGACAGUGAGGACAGUGACUGGCCCAAGGACAUACACUGCAUUAUGUGGCUGAGAGGGCUGGAGUUGAUGUCUGUUGCUUGUUUGAACUUGUGUGUGCACCUCUCUCUCUCUCUCUCUCUCUCUCUCUCAUCCAGUCAAACACUCGGUACACUAGCUCAAGGUGUCUCAUACACACAGGUUUUUCCCCCCAGAGACCAGAUAAUCAGUUGUGAAAGGGGGGGGGGGUCAGUAACUAUACAGAUGAUAAAUGUAUCUUGAAGAAAAAGACAUUGUCCUUUUGAUUCAAUGGGGAAAGUCAGGCCUUUCAGAGUGGGAGGUGGGAAAACAAGAUCACAGGAGAGUCAGCUAGAGUGGGCAUUGAUUUUCCCCACUUCCAUCCUGUGCAGGAAUU
Messenger RNA from Anolis sagrei ordinatus, 2926 nucleotides. RefSeq names its product complement C1q like 4 (gene C1QL4). Gene Ontology annotation, molecular function: protein binding. The record is from RefSeq and is a predicted model, not a curated record. NCBI's taxonomy places the organism in Eukaryota, Metazoa, Chordata, Lepidosauria, Squamata, Anolidae.